Messenger RNA from Lathyrus oleraceus (garden pea), 1559 nucleotides. Its product is annotated as probable purine permease 4. Gene Ontology annotation, cellular component: membrane. Bases 51 to 1292 code for a protein of 413 amino acids. The transcript has a single exon. Lineage: Eukaryota; Viridiplantae; Streptophyta; Magnoliopsida; Fabales; Fabaceae. Gene Ontology annotation, molecular function: purine nucleoside transmembrane transporter activity. The record is from RefSeq and is a predicted model, not a curated record.
UACAUUGCACAAGCUUAUGAUUAUCCAACAUAAUUUUUUACCCUAAUCAAAUGUCUCUAAGAUCACAAACCCCACCACUCCAUCAUCAUCAUCAAUCUCUCACCAUGAACCCUACCAAUGAAAACGACACAAUUGACAUAGAAUGCAUUGAUCAUCAAGAAGAAACACAACAUCAUCAAAAUCAACCAUCACCGAUCAUCAACAACAAUAAUCACCUGCAUGCAGAUGAAAAAUCAUUCACAAACAAAAGGUACAUGCCCCUCUUGAUAAUCAACUACCUCUUACUCUUUGUUGGUUCCAUCUCAUCAAGUUUACUCUCUAAAUACUAUUUCAUCCACAAAGGUUCAAGUAAAUGGGUUUCAACUUGGGUUCAAUGUGCUGGUUUCCCUCUCUUAAUCAUCCCAAUUUUUCUCCCUUAUAUCCUCAACUCCACCAAAAGAACACCCUUUACUGAUUUCACUACAAAAAUGUUAACUUUAUCGAUUUUCGUCGGUAUCAUGUUAGGGUUGAACAAUCUUUUAAUCUCAUGGGGUGUUGCCUAUCUUCCGGUUUCAACUUCAGCACUUUUGUUAUCUUCUCAACUUGUUUUCAAUCUCAUUCUCUCAGCUAUCAUAGUGAAACAAAAAAUCACUUUUUCAAAUCUCAAUUGUGUUAUUCUCUUAACCCUAAGUUCAAUCAUUCUUGCAUUGAACUCAAGUAGCGAAAAACCAGAAGGGCUAACGAAAAAAGAAUACUUUAUUGGAUUCUUUUGCACCAUAGGUGCAGGAUUGUUAUUCGCACUAUAUUUACCAGUAAUGGAGAAGGUUUAUAAGAAAGUUUAUUGUUACGAAAUGGUGAUGGAAAUGCAGCUUAUAAUGGAGAUUGCAGCGACGGUUUUAGCGACGGUGGGAAUGACAUUCGACGGUGGAUUUUCGGAGAUGAAGAGAGAAAGUGAAGAAGUGUUUGACAAGGGAAGUAGAGUUUAUUGGGUGACGGUUAUGGCGAAUGUGGUGACGUGGCAGUUUUGUUUCAUGGGAACUGCUGGGAUGGUGUUUUUGACAUCUUCAUUAACCGGUGGAAUUUGUAUGACAGCAUUGUUGUCUAUGAAUGUGUUGGGUGGUGUUUUGGUUUAUAGAGAUUCAUUUGGUGGUUUGAAAGCUGUUUCAACUGUUUUGUGUUUGUGGGGAUUUUGUUCUUAUGUUUAUGGAAUGUAUGUUAAGAUGUUGAAAGAGAAAGGGAGAAUGGUGAAGGAAAAAGAUGAUUCAUCCAUGGAGUUGGCUAGUAUGAGGAGGAAUGGAGGUGCAAAUAGUUGAAUAUAUUAUCAUAUAUCAAAAGUUUAUGUUGAAUACUAAACUUUUGAUUAGUUGUAUUCAUUAAUAUAAAAAAAAUUUAAGAUUCAGAUUGUCGAAAAUCAUAGCUCAUUUUGUCAAAAGUCGGAUAUUGUUAGCUUAAACCCUAAUAAUAAGUCUCGAAACUCUGGUAAUCACGGUUGCGUGUAUGAGUUUAAUGCUUUUUAGAGAAGAAAAAAAUUGUUUAAGAUCAAACAUACUGAUAAAACUGUUCUGCAUUAUUUUUCUUAA